This is a messenger RNA of Trichoderma aggressivum f. europaeum, 1842 nucleotides long. RefSeq lists its product as uncharacterized. The coding region runs from base 1 to 1842 and encodes 613 amino acids. The record is from RefSeq and is a predicted model, not a curated record. Gene Ontology annotation, molecular function: oxidoreductase activity; copper ion binding. The transcript is spliced from 6 exons. NCBI's taxonomy places the organism in Eukaryota, Fungi, Ascomycota, Sordariomycetes, Hypocreales, Hypocreaceae.
AUGAGUCGCUUUGCGCGGGUGCUCUUAGCAGCGACUCUCUUGCAGUCCAACGUCUGGGCAAAGACAGUCAAAGAAUCUUUGCGCUUUACGUGGGAGUCAGGUGCUCCAAAUGGACAGGAAAGAGAAUUCAUUCACACCAAUGGAGAAUUUCCCAGCCCAACCCUUAUUUGGGAUGAAGGGGAUGACGUUGAAAUAACGGUUUACAAUGACAUGCCAAAGAAUGUUACCGUGCAUUGGCAUGGCCUCGACCAAAAGGACACUCCUUGGGCUGAUGGCACACCUGGCCUCACGCAGCGCCCAAUCAAGCCCGGCGAGGAGUUUGUAUACAAGUUCAAGGCAUCUCCUGCAGGGAAUCACUGGUAUCAUUCUCAUGAGAGAAUGUCUCUCGUUGAUGGACUUUAUGGAGCCAUACACAUCAGGCCGAAGCAAGAUCGCACGGAACUAUGGAGACAGAUAAGCGAUGACGAAGAGGAUAUCAAGGCUAUGGAGCAGGCUGCUCUUGACCCCGAAUAUCUUGUCGUCUCUGAUUGGAGCCAGUAUACUUCCGAUGAAUAUUGGAAGAUAUCUACUGAUUCGGGCAUGCUUGUCUUUUGCCUCGAUAGUAUUUUGGUCAACGGUGUAGGCAAUCUUUACUGCCCGGGUCAGGAAUUCCUUCAAAGCGAGCUUGCUCCAGGUCUGGUUGAGGAUGCCUUCCCACCAGGCACUGAGGUUUCAGAUAAAGGAUGUUUCCCAGCGGACCUCGACCAGGUUCAAGGCGGGCCCUGGAAUGUCACUAGACGUCCGGAUCUUAUACCACCACGCGUGCAGGAAGGCUGCGUUGCAUCAGAGAAUGCAAAUGCAACCAUCACUGUUGAUCCAAGCAAGAACGAUGGCUGGGUCAGUUUCCACAUUGUAGCCGCUGCCACAAUUGCUCAGAUUGCCUUCUCUGUUGAUGAUCACCCGUUUUGGCUGUACGAGGUUGACGGCAACUACGUUAGGCCAAAGAAGUUCGUCUCGGCAGUCAUGUCAGCAGGCGAGACUUUUUCGGUCAUGAUUAAACUCGAUCAAGAACCGGGUAGAUACCAGAUGCGCAUACCCAACUCUGGAGCCUCGCAGGUACUAGGCGGUUAUGCCGUAAUGGCCUAUGAAGGGCAUGAGGACGAUGAGACGUCGGACUCACCAUACCUGUCUUAUGGAGGCAACCCUUCUACGCCAGAGGUCGAGGAAAAUUCAUAUUUCCCGUGGAUGCUGCAGACGGACCACGCGGAGCCUUGGCCUCCGAACAAGCCCCGACCUGGCAAUGCUGACGAGGAGCAUCUUCUCGCACUCGGUCGCGUUGGCGCACCUUACAACUAUACCAUGAACACCAAGUAUCUGUACCCCAUCGAUUUUCAAAACGACGAGCCAUUGUUAUUCUUUCCCAACGCUACUCUCGGCACUGAGAGUGAAAACUUGGUGAUCCGUACUAAGAAUGGAUCUUGGGUCGAUCUUAUUCUGCAGGUCUCUACUCUGCCAGGCGAUGAAGCUGCCUUUGAACACUUCAUCCACAAGCAUGGCAGCAAAACCUGGAGAAUUGGUUUUGGCUCUGGCGUUUGGAACUAUACCAGUGUUCAAGAGGCAAUCGAUGAACGGCCCGAGGACUUCAACCUGGAGACCCCUGGCUUGCGCGACACGUGGAUCACAGAAUUCUCCAUCGGUGGCGAGGCCUCUUGGAGCGUUUUCAGAUACUAUGUGGAUAAUCCGGGCCCGUGGCUGUUCCACUGCCAUAUCGAGCUUCAUCUGAUGGGCGGAAUGGGCAUUGUCAUCAUGGAUGGCGUGGAUGCGUGGCCAGAAGAUAUCCCAACCGAGUACAGGCUCACGUAG